UUCCCCGUAGCCGAAAAGGUAGAGUCUGUUCUAUAACACAAAAUAGAUAAGUAUACGAAGUUUGAAAGUCUUUCCGUACCAAAAACACUACGUAAAACAUUAAUGAAAAAUGUGGCCCCCGUUUUAAAAAAGAUCCCAAUAAUUGAAGCCAUUUUCAGACUAACACAAAUUUUAUGGAGACAUACGCAGAAAUGUAGUUGUGGGGAUGGCGAACUAACUGUAGUAGCUGCUAGGAUAAUCUAAACAAACUUACUGGGUGACAACAGGAGAGAAAGAAGUGAGAAGCAGUCAGACGGAGAAAUAUAGUGUGGAACAUGCCGAAUCGCUUAUGUUACGUGAUAGCCUAUUGCUCAGUACGGUGGGGAGGAAGGUCUUCUUGUUUAUUGUUUUAACUUUUCCGUGUUCAGACUUAAAUAGAACAAGUUAACAUUGCCACCGCCAUUUUACAACGGAUGUUUUCGUUCUGAAGAAUCAAUUCACAAAAUGUUACAGAAAGAAUAAGAACUACCAGUCAUAAAUCGAAAAACCCAGUCAUUUUCCCAGAUUCAAUAUGAAAUUGCCUGGAAGAAAACUGCCAGAAGUGGAAACGUUUUAUUCGUUGAUUUAUGAGUAAAAUUUCAUAUUUUAUUCUAUGUUGGUAACUUAUGAAGUAAACCUAAGCUUCUUUCUAAAGCCAAAACAGGAAACCAAAAAAAAAAAGAACAACAUUCAUUGCAUAAAGCAUAGGAUAGACAUCUUUCACUUGGUUUACUGGAGUUGUUUAAUGAAAAUAACUUUUAGAGAUGUCUACCUUCAUUUGAAUGCUGACAACUAGAUAAUCAGCAUCCAGGAUGUUUUAGUUUCCAUCAAAACGAAAAUUCCUAACUUCGUUGUUUUAGUGAUGUAUAUGAACAAUAGAUAAUUUAAUUUUUCACUUAAAUUUGAUAGAAUCAAAUAUAUGAGUUUUCCUGAUUUAAAGAAAAAAACGCUAUCAGUAAUCGUUCAGCCCAAUUGACUUCUAUCUAAGCAGCAAUUUAUUGUUUUGAUAUUAAUGCCAUUCUCAAAUACAAUUUGCAUCAUUAUGUGAAGUGGAAAUAUAUACAGGAAAGAGAAAAAUUGCAUCUCGACUUAUACUCGACUUAUACUCACUGAAAUCAUGCUGCAUACUCUGUAGAAAACAAUCGUUAUACAUAUAUAUAGUACAGAUAAUUAUUAAAUACUGAGAAAAUGCCAAAGUCUAAAGGAAAAAGCAAAAUAUUGGCGACCAAAUUGACCGAAGGUCUUGGAGAAACGUGUAAGAAAAUUAAAGCAAAAAAGCAAGUGGCUAGAAAACAGACUAUUUCCAUCAAAGACAUAUAUUAUCCAAGGAUAAAAGAAUAUAAGGACAAUAUUGAGAUGAUGAUAAACAAUAUAGAUAGAAAAUGUAUUUACUUGGAAAGUAUCGGAUUAGAUAAAUAUCGUUUUCUACGAGAUGUCAAAAAUAGAUUAGAUAUUCUGGAGGGGGAUAUUAACAAUCAUGAAUUUAUUGUUUUCCCAAAACUGAAUUGGUUUCUCGAACGGCUUUUUGAAAUCUAUGUAAGCAACAAUCAUUCUACGUACAAGAACAUAGCAAUGCCAACGCCAUGCAGUAAAUUUCGUCAUCUCUCUUCAGUUGUCUCAACAACACCAGUGUUUCAUGCUUCUGGUGAAGAUUCCCAGAACUUAAUUACAAAUAUUGUCGCAAUCUACAAUGGAAUAGUAACCUAUUCACCGCAUUUAAUGACAUUACGCUGUACUACAGCGGAUCAUGACGACCACGUGCUUCACUGUCCUUCCCAAGUCACUGAUAUUGUUAAAAUUUGUAGAAACACAGUUAUGGUGACAAUUCCGUUUCGGAAAAAAAUUCUAUUCUUCAGUCCUUCUUCUUGCACAAUGAAAACUUUUCAAUACGGUUUUAAGAAGAUUUCCUAUGUAAAAGAUAAUGAAUUUGUGGGUGUGAAACUCUUUAGCAAAAUAAUAUAUCUCGUAGACUGGUAUAAUGAUACAAUUGAAAGCAAAUUUAGCCUAAAAGAUGAACCUACAAGCAUUGCAAUAGCAGAAUAUCGCCUCUUAGUCACAUUUACUAAUUUCAAUCAUAUUUCUUGCUACAACCUCAAUGGUCAUCAAUUAUUUCAAUUAUACGGCCAUUCUUUAGAUUCUUCACCAGCCAUCACCGUUUAUCGUAACUAUUUUUAUGUCCUCCAAGGUAAUAUUAUUCAUAAAAUUUCUCCUACUGGUGAUGUAUCACAAAGAGAAAUUGGAAUAAAAGCCCGACAUCUUACUCUUGGUAAAAAUAUUAUUAUCUUGUCCGACUAUUUAGGUUUUGUGCACAUUGUUAGAACAAACAAAGACUUUUGGCCAAGGACAAGCUAUUUGCAGAAGUUUCAAACUCCAGUUUUAAAUAAUCAAAUUUAUAUAGACGAUCCAGGCUAUAUUCAAUGGAUUUUGCCUAUAUCAAGAAACUCUACAUUAUUUAUCUGUUCACGUCUAAAAGCUGUAUUAUUCACAGAUAAUGGAAAAGAAAUCCUCGAAAAGACUUGUAAUUUCCAUUUCCAACCUGAUGUCUUUUGUAGAUUCAACUCGAACACUUUUCUUAUUCUGUUUAGGGAACAGAAAAAGAUUCAAUUCAUUUCGUACUCCGUUCACUACCCAAUACUAAAAGAAGGUCACAUCGUAGACGUCCACUUUGAUUACAUUCGAAUGUGUCAUAUGAUAUUAGAUAAGGUUUUGGCUGUGACCACAAGUGAAACUAAAGAGUUACAUAUCAUUUCCAUUAAAAAUGACAACGUUAUAAUCGAAAACAAAAUUUCAUUGGAACAUGUUGAUGUCACCAUUGCUGCGACUCCACUCAAUUUCAUAGUUGGAGAUGUGAAGGAAAAUAAGCUGCUUUUUUAUUCAAGUUUUGGGGAGAGGCUCUUUGAAAAACAACUGGAUUUCGACUUUCAUCACAUCUACUCCGAUAAUUUACACUUUUAUAUUGUGCACAGUAAAGGUUACUUUCUCAAGUGUUACAAUAUGUAUGGGGAAGUCAAAUGGCGAUUACAAUUUCCUUGCGCUGCUCACUCUCAAAUCGGUGUUUUCCAAGGAACUUUUUCUGUGCUAGACGUUAAGCUCAAUAGAGUUCUUUUUUACAAGUAUAAAGAAUGGUCCAGUUGUCAUUCAGAUUUAGUAGAUCCUUACAUUCAAAAUAUAGAUUUACGAGAUUCCUAUGAGAAUAAGAAAAUUCUCAUCGCAGAUAUAUGUCUUCUACCAAAUGGACAGCUGGUCGUAUCAGACAUGAACAAAUCUUGCUUGUUAUACAUUUCCAAUGAUGGACGUGUUAUGUCUACAUUAUUUCUGCCGUCCUUAGCUACAGAUAUAUGCCGAUGGGAUAGUAGCCAAAUAGGAGUAACAUUACCAUUGGAGAAAGAAUUAAGGGUUAUCGGAAAUCUAUCGAAACGAGUUCGAAGUAUAUCGUUAAGUAAACCUUAUGUAUGUGUGCGCAAAUUCGGUAACGGUCGAAUUCUUUGCUUUUGUGAUAAGCCAUGCAAUUUAGAUAUUGUAUCGAUUCAAAAACACAACCAAGGGGAAAUCAUUUCUACAAUUAGUGUCCCUUUCGUUAUAAAGUCAUUAGCCAUAGAUGACGAAGCAUUUAAUGUGCUGAUUGUUACUAAGAAGAAAGUAUUUGAGUGUAAAAUCUCAUCAAAAGCUGACUCCACUCUUUUACCCACCAACUUCAAACCUCAGUGUCUUCUGCGUGGCGGAUGCAUUGAUAAAACUUGUGUUUAUCUGAUAGACGAAAGUCGACUGUUUGCUUUAAGUAAGCAUAAUUUGGAGAUGAAGGAUCCUCUGACCAGGAAUCAGCUUAACAAGUUCAUUGAUCACGUCGAUGUACUUUCCAGAAACAUUUGUGUAACUGAAAUGCUGUCUUCGAAACUAUAUAUGCAGGAUCUGGCAGUUUCUGAUCAAUCCCGGGAAUGCUUGGUCCCUCGGUGUUUAGGAGACGAAAAAACAGUGAACAUUCUUUGUUCAGUUAUUACUGAAAACAACUUGAUUGCAAUAUGCGAUCAAAAUAAUAUAAACGUAAAGGUAUUAACUCUUGAUGGGAAACUUCUUGACUCAAUCAAACUGGACGUUUUACCCAUUCGAAUGUGUCGAUGGAUGCCAAACACAUUGGCUAUGACAACUACUGCAAAUCAAUUGUUGUCAUUAACAGUUGAAUUUCCACUGUCCUUUACCACAUACCAGGUGGAAAGAAAAUAUGGGUGUAUCGCUUCUUUCUCAGACAAUCAAUUAGUUUGUAGUAUUCGUCAAAAUAUGCAGACUAAGAAAGGUCCCGUAAUAAUAACAGUAGGAAUGGGAACGAAUUUUUGGGACGAUAAAACAAAAGUGCCUGCCCUUCAUAUCGUUGAACUACUUCCGACAUUCCGUGUAAUAAAAGAAAUAGAUUUAGAAGGGAACGAAGUGAAUAAUGGCUUAUUUGAUAUCGCAGUUAAUGUUGAUGAUGUCAUUAUCGUCUACGCUGCAGGGUAUCGUUUAAUCAAGAAGUUUAUCCUUUUUAUGAACCGCAAUGGCGAGCGUUUGCAUAGUUUUUGUCCCUUGGUGUCUAUGAGAAGUGCGUGUUUAACAAUCAACGACGCUUAUGUGUUCGCUGCUCUACAGAAUUCAAACGAUGAAAAUAUUCGCAUUGUUUGUUUGACACACACUGGCAAAUACAAGAAAAUAUUUUUAAAUUCAGAACAUUGUACGCGUCCAUUUAAUUUCACCAGUAUUAGCUGCAAAGGUCCAAAGUUUGUUGGAUUUGACAAAGACUAUUUAUAUACUGAAGGUAUGCUUAAAUUAAAUCGGGAAAGUUUCCACGUUUGUCAGCUAGUGACUGACCUAUGUUCUGUUCAAAUAAAAGAUAUCGAUAUUUCUAUGGAUGGAAAGACAGUUGUGAUUGAAAAGGGCAAUACUGGAAAUGUUAAACUGUAUCAGAGAAAUGGGAAGCUGCUAUAUCACACAGAUCUUGAAACUUUAGUUGGUGGUGUGUGCUUUUCAGACGAAAACUACAUAAUAGUCACAGUUCCUGAUAGACAAGAAAUAUUUCAACUGAGCCAAGAAGAUUUGGGAAGGUGUAAGGUCUGGCAAACUUCAGUAUCUUAUGGAUUAAUACGGAAAAAAAUAAGAAAUACUUACUAUUGUGUACUUACUAAUUUGGCUGAAUAUCAUACCAUACAGAUUGAUGACGACCAAUUGAAAGUUCUGAAAUGUACGUCAAUAAAGCUUGGUUCUGUCCUUCAUUUCUCUUCCAGUUCGGAUACUAUAACUCAGAUAACUAAUAAGAAAGUGACAGUUGAUCAAUUGAGAAGUAGAUCAAGGGAAAUUGUUGAAAGAGGCCUAAAAGUAAGACGUGGUAAUUACAUAGCAAGUUGUACAUUGAAGAACGAUCAAAUAACAAUUAGGAGGUUACCUCAUAGAACCAAGAUGUUUCCAAUUUCAACUACAGUUUUUGGUGAUCCAAAUAGUGGCAGCGACUUCGGAAUCUACAAAAACAUACAUCUAAUUAAGUUACAAGAGGAUAUAGUUGUACUGCUAUACCAGUUUACUCUUAUUGUGGCCACAGUAGAAGGUGACAUACUUCAGCAGAGAAAAUUUGAAAGAAUGCCACUUGACAUAUGCUACUGGUCGGAAAAGUGUUUCGUUGCCGUCUUCUGUGACGUUAAAGAGCUGAUGUUCUUCAAAAGUGAUCUGACACUUUUAAAAACCAUCAACACGGAAAAAAUAUACAGCAUGAUUCAUAAAAAAAAUACUGGUCGAUUGGUCUGUGCAUAUGAAGGUGAUCCAAAUCGGAAACAGCGUCCACAUCUGCCAUCCUCGUAUGUAGAUGUACUUCACAUUGACGGUGCAACGUAUGAAUACAGUUGUGAAAUGGAUUUUGGAAUGGAUACAGUCACAGCAAUUGGUGUCACAUCGAGCGAAGACAUCGUUAUUCUAAAGCAAAGUGAAUCAAGUGAAAGUCUUUGUUGGUAUAGAGAUGGAUUGGUUAGGCUUCUCGACAUACCGUUAAAGAGGUUUCCCAGACGAAUAGCAAUACACGGUGAAAAAGUGUACAUAACGGAAAGAGAGAGUGAUAUUUUACAAGUAACAUUGGAUACUCCACUGGAAACUUACGUCAGUCUUGCUGAUAUUGAAGUCUACCUUAUAUACGAUAUACAUGUUACAGAGGGUUCUUUGAUUCUUCUAGGAGGUUUAGACAACUAUUCUUGUGCAGUAUUUUGUUACGAAACAUGAAUAUUUUCACACUUUCUGGUGUUUUUUGUUUUUAUAUUAUCGAUUAUUUUUCUUUGCAAACGUUACUUAUAGGGAGUAAGGAAAGUGGCUUAACUUUGAAUCAGCAAAACAUCAUAUGCAAUACUUUCCUGCAUGCUAUUGCUCUCUGUCUUGUGUGUGUGUGUGUGUGUGUGUGUGUGUGUGUUUGUCUGUCUGUCUGUCUGUGCGUGCGUGUGUGUGUGUGUGUGUGUGUGUGUGUGUGUGUGAUACAGACAGAGAGAGAGAAACGAGUAAAAUUAAAGUAACUCUCCUAUAUAUAAUUGUCUCAAGUUCCGGGUCUCCUGGAGCCGGUUACUCGGUUUCCGUGGAGGAUGAGUAACCGAGAUCACAACAUUCACACUGAAUGGGACACCAGUACAUCGCAAAGUUACUCAUUCUGAAGCUGAAUGAACUGGGGUAACAUAAGAUGAAGUGUUUUGCUCUCGAGAACACAGCGUACCACCCUGACCCGGGACUUGAAACAAUAACCUUGAAAUUGUGAGUGUAACAUUUUAACCACUAGUCUGCAGUCUUUCAAAUGAAGUGAACGAUUGGAUAUGACCUGGUUUUUGAGCAUUAAGCUAAGUUGAUGCAGUUUAUUUUGCGUUUUCAUCGGCCGAAACUUAUCUAAGUAAUCUAAGAACAAUUGUGGAAAAAAUAACCGUACCCAAGAUUCGAAUCAUAUUUAAUUAAUAGUGCCAUAUUCUCUCCAUUUGUGUUAUAAACCCAAAAGGAUUCUAGAGUUAACAAAUGUGUAAGGUAAAAAUACAUAUUCUUCUGUAGUAUUAAUUCAUAUUAGCUGGACCCGUGAAUGUUUCACGUAGAAGGUUGCCUCGACAAAAUUCUUGUAUAUAUCAAAGAUAGUGUCGCAUUCAGUGUGAAUGUUGUGAUCUCGGUUACUCAUCCUUCACGGUAACUGAAUAAUCGGUUCUAGGAGUCCUGGGAUUUGAAACAAUUAUAUUUAAGGGAGUUACUUUACUUUUAGUCAUUAUUUUAAUGCAGCGCAACGCGGGAAAUGCAAAAAUACUUUCUGGUGUGGACAUAAGAGUACGAUAAACUCAUCGUUUUUUUUUUUGUUAUUUUUUGUGAAAUUUCAUUUUGACUUGAUCAAUUCCUCUUCAAAGAACAUAUUUGUCAUUAACGGCUGUUUAUGAUUGGAGUGGAUCAAAUGAAAGGCAACAAUUGAGGUGAUUUGAUAUGAAUGCAAUAAUUUGAUAUUAAUAUAUGUAUAUGAUUUUCUUAUAUAAACAAAUAUAUACAUUCUCUGAAA
Messenger RNA from Octopus bimaculoides (California two-spot octopus), 7537 nucleotides. RefSeq lists its product as uncharacterized. Lineage: Eukaryota; Metazoa; Mollusca; Cephalopoda; Octopoda; Octopodidae. The record is from RefSeq and is a predicted model, not a curated record.